Messenger RNA from Pleurotus ostreatus (oyster mushroom), 1512 nucleotides. RefSeq lists its product as uncharacterized. The transcript has 4 exons. Lineage: Eukaryota; Fungi; Basidiomycota; Agaricomycetes; Agaricales; Pleurotaceae. Bases 1 to 1512 code for a protein of 503 amino acids. The record is from RefSeq and is a predicted model, not a curated record. Gene Ontology annotation, molecular function: catalytic activity; FAD binding.
AUGCACACCGAGCUCUUAACCGCUCUACUAACACUUGUGAUGGGCUCGUUCGCCUCCCAAGAACACUUUCAGAGUUUUGAUGACGGGGUGCGACCAACAGCACAACAAUGUUGCAAUUCUCUUGAAGCUGUUUUGGUUUCCUCAGUAAUCCUCUACCCCGGCUCAUCGGGAUAUACCGAUCAAUUAGGUUCCUACUACUCUCUGGACCAAGCCACCCAACGGCCAGCUUGCCGCAUAGCUCCUAGCACUGCUGAGGACGUUGCGCUUAUCGUGAAAUAUGCGACUUCUUCUAGAUGUGAAUUCGCCGUUCGUUCGGGUGGCCAUAUGAGCUGGGAGGGCUCCUCAAAUAUCGGACACAACGGAUUCACCAUUGACCUAGAGGGCCUGAAGCUGAUAGAACUGCAGGAUGGUGGAGAAACCCUUUCUAUCGCUCCCGGGUUAACAUGGGGAGAAGUCUACGCGUUUCUGAAGCCACAUGGGCUACAUACGGUGGGUGCUCGUUCCCCUGGAGUCGGCGUUGGGGGUUUCCUGUUAGGAGGCGGAGUGUCUUUCCUAUCAACGGAACAUGGACUUGGGAGCGACAACGUCCUCGACUAUGAAGUCGUCCUCUCCAACGGAUCCAUCGUACAUGCCAACAAGGCUGAGCGCUCCGAUCUCUUCUGGGCGCUGAAAGGCGGAAGCACCAACUAUGGAAUAGUGACCCGCUUCCUGAUGCCGACGAUGCCCCUUACUCAAUUGUGGGGUGGUUUCCUUACGUACUCUGCAAAUGCAGUCCCUCAGCUUUACGAGCGAAUGGUUAAGGUCACUGACCAGCUGAAAGUGGAUCCGCGCGGCCUAAUGAUUAUCUGUACUGCGUGGAACCCUGCUACAAAAGAGCACACCGUAUGGGCACUCGCCCUCUACCUCGCUCCUCAUGAAUACCCCAGCCCACUCUUCGAUGGAUUACAAGACAUCGCACCCAUAGGAGGCACGACGAGGGUCACCAAUUUGGGGGAGAUCCUUGAUGAAGCAGGUCAAGCGCUUCCAAAGAGUCAAUAUUCGCAGUGGUUUACCUUGACCUUCAAGGCUGAUGCGAAACUACCAUGGGAUGUUCAGCUCAAAGGCGAGGAUAUUUUUGGGGACCUCGAAAGUUCCGACGCACACUGGGAGGUCCUUGUACAGCCCAUGAACGAAGGCAUGUUUUCCGCGGGUCAGAAACGUGGCGGAAACCCAUUCGGCCUCUCCCGCACUCACGAAAACUUAUGUCUAGUCAUGCUUGUAAUGGUCUUCUGGACCAACCCUGAAGAGAGCGCCCUCAUAAAGGCAAAAACGCAAGAGUACCUAAAGGUGUCGAUGGACCUGGCACGAGAACGCGGGUUGCUAACCGAGUUCAUCUACGCGAACUACGCGUCGGGAACUCAGAAUGUUCUGGAGAGUUACGGCGAAGAAAAUAUCAAGAAGAUGAGAGCUGUAAAGGAGAAAUACGACCCCAACAACCUCUUGGAAGUGUGGAAAGGUGGCUGGAAAUUGUAG